UCGUGCUGUUGUUCUUUAGAACGAAGCAAUAUCAUUAGUACACACACUGAUGCAGCGCGUUCGGAAAGGAAUUUUCUUGAGUUCUGUCUUCUAAAUUGCUAAUUCAUUUAGAACAUUGGUGAUUGGCUUCUUUUCUACAUGACCUUUGACCUUGCUUGCUGAUUGGUCCAUGACCCAGCUUGAAUGUGGGAUUAAGGGAUUCCUCUGUACAGACCUCACACUUCCUUCCAUGCAUGUUUGAUACCGCAAGUUCAUUCAUACCUUGCCAAUCCUGCAUGUAAGCCACAACUCUCGUUUUCAAUUGACUAUGGGCGUUAGUAGCAGCGUUAACAAGAAAGGAAGAAGCCGACCAAAUACCCCCAAAAGUACCACCCCGAGGCAAGGCAGUGAGGAUAAGGUAGACUGCAACAGAAGUGUCAAUGAUGGUGAGAACCAGGUAGGAGGGAGUGGCCCUAGACAGGAAAGUGUGGUAGAGGAUAUUGCACCUAAGGAUACUAGAGAAAAUCAGAGUAGAGACAAUCAAGUGACUAUGAGUGAAUCUGCGUCUCCACAGGUUGAAGGUGGUUCGUCAUCGCAGGAGAAGAGUAGCGAAAGGUUGACCCAUCGAUCGUCAAGUAUGGAGCCGAAGGAUCUUAUGAUUAGUUACAGUCAUCAGGACAAGGAGAAAAUGAGAAUGAUGAGAGAUGCUCUGGAGAAGGCUGGUAUCUCUGUAUGGGUGGACGAGACCGGUCUGAAGGCUGGUGUGGAGUUCCUCAAUAAGAUUGGCCAAGCUAUCAUUGAUGCAAAGCUCUUUCUCUCACUCCUAAGUACCAAGUCUGCUACGUCUAAGUACUGCAAGGAUGAAUUGGCCUUGGCCUAUGUUUCCAGUAAACCCAUAUUCCCUUGCAUGAUUCAGAAUCAUAAAGAAGUCACGGAAGUCAUGGACUUUGGCAUGCGACUGCAGCUGGCUCCUAUCAGGUGGUUUGAUUUCUCCGAUGAAGAUGAUUUUCAGGGUGCCUUUGACAAGCUAGCCAUCAGCAUCAAGCAGAAGCUUACAGAGAUAACCGAUGAACUCAACCAAACUGAAGGUGGUACAAAGAAGAAGCCAAGACAGCUAACGAGAAAAGAAACGCGGACUCGACUGAACGUCCAUCAGGUCUUGCCCCCUACAGAAGCCAAAAUAGAAGACUUUUGGGAUGCCCAUUUCAAAGACAAAGAAUCAAUAGCUGUUGAAGAGUUUGUAAAGGCCUUCAAGAAAGACUGUACAGAAGAACUGUCCAAGAUUGGGGUGACCUUGGAAUGGAUAAUACCUGUACUCAAGGAGGAAUUGGACGAAGAGAGAGAAGAUGUCAUUACGAAAGAGAGCUAUGAAUAUUUCUGUACUAUAGAUGAGGAGAGAAUUGACUUUUGGGAGCGAGUAAAAGAACAAGCGUUAGAACGCUACACUAUGCUUGAAGUUUUCAGUAUGGACUCAACGGUCCGGAUUGAUGCCAUUCAGAAUCUUGCGAAAUUCCACACUAGGUCUGUGAUGGAGGCCAUGAUGGAUCUAUGCGCCGACAAAGACGACAACGUCCGGGCCGUGGCGACGCUCUCCCUGGCCCGCGUCACCGAUAACAAGAACCUCCGCGUGAUCCGUCGUCUUCUACGUCUGCUGAAAGACCGGGAUCGUCUUGUGAGGCAGAGCUGCUGUCUAGCUCUGGGUCAUAUGAGAGCUAAACAAGCCGUCCCAAGCCUGGUCAAUCUAUGGAGAAAGGAUGCUAUAUCAAAUGUCCGUGAGGCGGCUCACAUCGCUCUGGAGAAGAUCGGAGGUGACGAGGCCCAGGAAGCCAUACACAUCACCAAGGUGCUCAGCGAGGAGAUCAAAGCCCUGGCUCAACAGAAAUAAGAUAGGAGAUUUCAUUUGCCUAUAUAGCCUGCUGUUACAACUGUUGCCCAUUCUCCUGAAGAGGACAAGAACACCCUUGCCAAAACAAAGAAGUUUAGGUGGUCCUCUUCAGGACUAACUCAUGCCCACAAAAGAAUACAUGGUGUACCAUGAAUUCUGUACACUCUUUCUUCGUCACCAUGGAAACUUUCCAAAGCUUCAGUCUUCGUUCCUUUUCAUAAAAUUUGCUCCCAUGACCAUUGGUCCUGCUGAAAAUGUACAUAUUAAAGCCAAACAUGUAAACCCAAGCUUCAAAGUUUCAUAUGUGGAGGUAUUGUGGCCACGUCAAUAAGUCUCCGGACUUUGAACCGGGAGAUCCGGGUUCAAACCCCACUGCAGCACUCACUUCCUAGAGUAUGAAUCACCUGUCCAGAGCUGGGAAGCAGAGAACAACAGUUUUUCUACAACUGGAAAAGCCAUUGAAUGUGAUUGUUUUGUUUUUCGCUAGUGAUUAUUAGGGCAGUCAAUGAAUAGUCAACAGUUUUAUAGCCCGUCAUGUUGCGUUGGACGGAGGAGGCUGGAUUCACCCCACUCUCGCGGCAAUUGCAGUCACCCCUUCCUUCCACGCUGCAUGAUUCCCUGUAUCCUCCAUAGAUAAUUCUCCUCCACUUAAUUAAACAAAAUAUAUCUGGGGUCCGUUGCAUAAAACUUUUUACCUGAGAAAACUCAGGUUGUUUUUACCAGAG
This is a messenger RNA of Lytechinus variegatus (green sea urchin), 2589 nucleotides long. RefSeq lists its product as uncharacterized. The record is from RefSeq and is a predicted model, not a curated record. Lineage: Eukaryota; Metazoa; Echinodermata; Echinoidea; Temnopleuroida; Toxopneustidae. The coding region runs from base 308 to 1864 and encodes 518 amino acids. The transcript is spliced from 10 exons. Gene Ontology annotation, biological process: signal transduction.